AUGGAGGAAAGAUUUGGGAUGUUAGAGGAAAGCACGAGGUUAGUCAUACAAAAUUUGAAUCAGUUAAGGAUUGAUCAUCAGCAAGAUAGAACACAAAACCCUAAUUUGCGACCCUACGAGGAUAGAACUAUUAAGAUUGAUAUACCUGAAUUUGACGGCCAAUCUUAUGACCCAGAAAGGUACCUAGAAUGGGAGGAUAGAAUGGAUAACUAUUUUGAAUUCAAGAAUACACCCCCAGACCAACAAUACAAGCUAGCCAAGAUCAAAUUGACGAAAUCAACUGCUAUAUGGUUAGAGGGACUUCAAAAACGUAGAGUCAGGGAGGAAAGGGGUAGGAUUAACUCUUGGACCAAGCUCAAGAAACACAUGAAAAGGAAAUAUGUCCCUACCUCAUACAAACAACAGCAGUACAUCCAACUAAAUGCCAUGAAACAGGGAACAAAAUCUGUGGAUGAGUAUAGAAAUGAGUGGGAAAGGUUGUAUGUGCUUUGUGACCCCCAUGAAACUGAAGAGAUGAGAGUGGGAAGGUUCAUAGCUGGGCUGAGGGAGGAAAUCAGGGAUAGGCUUAUGACUACAUCUGACCUCACAGUGCAUAUAGCCAGUUUGCAGGCUGUGGAGAUUGAGAGACAAAUCAAUAGGGCAGCCCACUCCCAAACCAGAGGCACAAGGACCUACACCCCUAGGAAUACGAGCACCAUCCCUGCACCUAAGAGAGACACUUCCAGAAGUGGGAUAAAGGUUAACACCACUAGAGGGGACCCCACUACCAACCCUAAGGAUGUGGUCUGUUUCAAAUGUAAUGGGAGGGGCCAUUACAAAAGAGACUGCCCUAAUGCAAGAGCCUUCACCAUGAGGGAAUGGAAUGAAAUCAGACAGGACACAAGACCAAAGAAAAUCUUAGUAGCCAAAAAUGGGCAGGAAGAGGAGAUGUACCCCCCAAAUUUGAGUGAUGAUGAUGGCACCUAUAUAAGGGAUGAUGAGGGAAACUUACAGAGGUUUGAGGGGGACACUGAAGAGGAUGAAGAUGAGGAGCUGGAGAGAGUGUUGCUUGAGGAGGAGCACCUGAGUCUGGUCAUUAGAAGGAGCUUUCACACCACACCCUUAGCCAAGAGAUCAGACCAGAGGGAAAAUAUAUUCCAAACCAAGUGCAAGAUACAGGGGAAAGUGUGUGAUCUUAUUAUUGACAGUGGGAGUGAGUCCAACUGUGUGAGCAGGCAAUUAGUGACCGAGCUGAAUCUGGAUACCAAGCCUCACCCUCACCCUUAUAAGAUGAAGUGGCUUGACAACAAAGCAAGUGGGUCAGUAAGCAAGCAGUGCUUAGUGAGCUUAACCUUAGGGACUUAUGUUGAUGAAGUGAUAUGUGAUGUCUUAGACAUGGAUGCUUGCCAUUUAUUGCUUGGGAGACCUUGGCAAUAUGACAAAAAGACUACCCACAAUGGCUACACCAACACUUACACCCUCAAACAUAAUGGGAAAAAGAAGGAGUUGAUUCCCCUGCCCCCACACAGGGCUGUUCCCCCUAAACCAGUUAAGGCACCUAUACAUCUGAUGACUAGAAGGGAAUGUGAGAAGGAGAUUGAAAGCAGAGAGGAGCUAUACUUGUUGAUCAUGAAAGAAAUACAAAAUCAGCCCUCUAUACCCCCUGAGCUACAGAGUCUGCUUGAACAAUUUAAGGAUGUUUUUCCAAGUGACUUACCACCUGGCCUUCCCCCUGUGAGAGGCAUAGAGCACCAGAUUGACCUUAUUCCAGGAGCUAGCCUACCUAAUAAGCCUGCCUACAGAUCCAACCCCAAGGAGACUGAGGAAUUACAAAGACAGGUCAAUGAGCUAAUACAAAGAGGUUAUGUUAGGGAGAGUUUAAGCCCAUGUGCUGUACCUACCCUGUUAGUGCCAAAGAAAGAUGGCACAUGGAGAAUGUGCAUUGAUAGCCGUAGCAUGAACAACAUAACCAUCAAGUAUAGGUUCCCUAUUCCAAGGAUUGAUGACAUUAUAGAUGAAUUGGGAGGCUCAGAAUGGUUUAGCAAGGUAGACCUAAGAAGUGGGUACCAUCAGAUUAGAAUGAAAACAGGGGAUGAGUGGAAAACUGCUUUCAAAAACCAAGUAUGGGCUUUAUGA
Molecule: messenger RNA, 2115 nt
Organism: Amaranthus tricolor (Joseph's coat)
Lineage: Eukaryota; Viridiplantae; Streptophyta; Magnoliopsida; Caryophyllales; Amaranthaceae
Exons: 1
Coding region: 1-2115 (704 amino acids)
Molecular function (GO): zinc ion binding; nucleic acid binding
Source: RefSeq, a predicted model, not a curated record